Messenger RNA from Gordionus sp. m RMFG-2023, 907 nucleotides. RefSeq names its product folate receptor gamma-like. NCBI's taxonomy places the organism in Eukaryota, Metazoa, Nematomorpha, Gordioida, Chordodea, Parachordodidae. The coding region runs from base 67 to 858 and encodes 263 amino acids. Gene Ontology annotation, molecular function: signaling receptor activity. The record is from RefSeq and is a predicted model, not a curated record. Gene Ontology annotation, cellular component: external side of plasma membrane. The transcript has a single exon.
UCCUUCAUUCAUAAAUUUAAAAUUCAAUUCCAAUGGAGUAAUUGCCAAUCUUCCUUUAAAUCAAUUAUGCCAUUUUCCUGUAAUUAUUUGAUUUAUUCAUUAAUUUUUAUAACUACCUUAUUCCUUAGUAUUUAUUCAAAAAAACAUGUUAAUAAUGCCUUGCUUAAUAUUUGUUUAAGUGGUAAAAACCAUAAAAAUAUUCCAAGCUCAGAGCCUUCCACUGAAGGCCUUGUGGGAGAAUGCAAAAGAUGGUCAUCCAGAAAUUGUUGUCUGAAAAAUACUACUAAAUUAAUUAAUGAAAAAGUUCCCUGGUAUGGAUUUAACGUUAAUCAUUGCAAUCAAACAAAAAAUAUUUCUGAAAAAUGUCAUAGACAUUUUAUUAGAGAUGCUUGCUUUUUUGAAUGUUCUCCCAAUAUUGGACCUUGGAUUAAAAAAAUAGAGGGUAAAAAAUUUGCAUCUGAAAAGUUUUUUGAUGUACCACUUUGUGCUGAAGAUUGUGAAAAUUGGUGGGAAGAUUGUAAAGAAGAAUAUACUUGUAGUGAUAAUUGGUAUCAAGGCUUCAAUUGGAUAAAUGGAACCAAUUAUUGUUCAAGUGCUAAUGGUUUAGUGAAUAAUUGCCAAAGAAUUGCAGAUAUUUUUAAAAAUUCUCAGGGAUUUUGUGAAAACAUAUGGAAUUAUUCAUUCAAAUACAUUCCUCAUUUAUCCAAAAAACCAUGCUUUAAAUUAAAUUUUGAUGGUAAAGCUGGUAAUCCUAAUGAAAAGGUUGCAUAUGAUUAUGUAUAUAAUCAUGCAUUUGUUCAACACAUAAAUUAUAAUUACCUUUACUUUAUAUUCUUUAGUUUUAUUAUAUUAUAUUGAUUCAAAUUUUUCUUGCAUAAUUAAAAUCAUGUGAUGUUAUUAUUUUGAU